This is a messenger RNA of Perkinsus marinus ATCC 50983, 1175 nucleotides long. RefSeq lists its product as hypothetical. Lineage: Eukaryota; Perkinsozoa; Perkinsida; Perkinsidae. The record is from RefSeq and is a predicted model, not a curated record. Bases 25 to 1128 code for a protein of 367 amino acids. The transcript is spliced from 10 exons.
AGCUUUGAAGCGUCCAUAAGAGAAAUGUCCAUAGGCAGCACGAUGGAGAGAAGGCCACCUCGGAGUACAUCAGCAAAUCUCAGUCGACUGAUGUACUCAAAUAAGUCCCUCUCGAUAGAAGCCUUUAAUGCUGAAGUACGUACGCAUGAGACUUCUCUGAAGGAGAAAAGGAAGUCUCUGGAGCCAACAGCCAGUCGGCGCAUAACGAUGGAUCCAAGAAAGCGUGCUUCAUAUAGCACAGCCUCUCAUACGUACUCUGCCGCCACUGUAGAGAGCGUUAAUAGUCAGGACAUGGUGAACUUGGAAGAACGAUACAAGCAACAGAUAAGAAGUGCUGUAGCCAACCGUGACAAGCAAAUACAAGCUUUGGAGGGCCGACUACGGGCAGCUGAGGCCGCGAUGGCCGAGAAGGAUGCAUUGCUGCUCGCUCUCAACCAAGAUCUCCUGGAUAAGAAGAGGUUAUUGACUUCAACAGGAAGGGAGCUGGAGGUUGCCAAGCGCCAUUUGCAGAGCAUAUCGCAGAGGUUCAAUCUCCGCUUUGGUGUGGACCCCUUCUCUGGCCUCUCGGGGUACUAUGCUGUUACUGAUACACCCAAUGGGUGGCCAUCAUCCACAGAGGACAAAUGCGGGGUUGAAGGAGGCCGCACUUCUGGGGUGCACAGCAGCCUUAAUGAUUCGGCGCCUUCCGUGCUCAUACCGGAUGAGUUUGACAGCAUCCUUAGCGACGGCAUCAUCAGUGCUGAGGAGAAUGCUCAUAUAAGGACGGUCAUUAAGACCAAGCACUCGAGGAAGAACCGGGAACAAUCCCCUCACGGACUCCUCAUUGGAAGGUUCAGUCAUCGCAACUGGUCGAAGUCGCAGCCAGCAACCCCUGCGUCUCAUUGUUCUAUGAAGCCAGCCGAUCCAGUUGACGAGGCCGUGCGGGCGUUGGUGGAGUCCCUUCGUGGGGGAGGCGUUGCUGUUCCUUCUGUUGAGCGGACGUCAGACGGCCGAGCCGCUGGAGGCCAUCACUAUCUUAUAGGAGGUUCAAUUCGAGUAGAGUGUAGCCUCCUUCACGGCACUGUUGUAGCGAAGCUCCCAAAGGGACGUAUAGUCCCCCUACGCGAGAUUAUAGGAGCUAAGGGAUGACCACUGUCUUUGUACACUGAGCAACGCAGUAUCUUCCAUUCACUGUC